Sorex araneus (European shrew) is the source of this 1683-nucleotide messenger RNA. It is a transcript of the gene AHRR, whose product is annotated as aryl hydrocarbon receptor repressor. Lineage: Eukaryota; Metazoa; Chordata; Mammalia; Eulipotyphla; Soricidae. Gene Ontology annotation, molecular function: transcription cis-regulatory region binding; nuclear receptor activity; protein dimerization activity. The record is from RefSeq and is a predicted model, not a curated record. The transcript has 13 exons. The coding region runs from base 1 to 1683 and encodes 560 amino acids. Gene Ontology annotation, biological process: regulation of transcription by RNA polymerase II. Gene Ontology annotation, cellular component: aryl hydrocarbon receptor complex; nucleus.
AUGAUCCCACCAGGGGAGUGCACGUAUGCUGGCAGGAGGAGGAGGAAACCCAUACAGAAGCGAAGACCCACUGUGGAGGCAGAGAAGUCAAACCCUUCCAAGCGGCACCGGGACCGCCUCAAUGCUGAGCUGGACCACCUGGCCAGCCUGCUGCCCUUCCCCCCUGAUGUCAUCUCCAAGUUGGACAAGCUGUCUGUGCUGCGCCUCAGUGUCAGCUACCUCAGGGUGAGGAGCUUCUUCCAAGCACUGCAGGAGAAGGGGCCGUGGGCCAGUGCCUCCUUACCCGGAACCAGAGACCCUUCCAGAGGGACCCCCGUGCAGGAAGGAAGACUGUUGCUGGAGUCACUGGAUGGCUUCGCUCUGGUUGUGAGUGCAGAAGGCAUGAUAUUCUAUGCAUCAGCAACAAUUGUGGACUAUCUGGGUUUCCACCAGACAGAUGUGAUGCACCAGAACAUCUAUGAUUACAUCCACGUGGACGACCGCCGGGACUUCUGCCGGCAGCUGCACUGGGCCAUGGCACCCCCACAGCUAGGCUGUGGGCAGGCCUUGCCCUCAGAGUCAGAGGAUGCUGCGGUGCUGGGCAGGCUACUCAGGGCCCAGGAAGGGGCUCCAGGCUCGCCCUCUGAGUAUUCAGCCUUCCUGACCCGCUGCUUCGUCUGCCGCAUGCGCUGCCUGCUGGAUAGCACCUCUGGGUUUCUGACGAUGCAGUUUCAAGGGAAGCUGAGAUUCCUGUUUGGACAGAAGCGAAAGGCCCCAUCAGGGACAGCUCUGCCCCCGCAGCUGUCACUGUUCUGCCUUGUAGCACCCCUUCUUCUGCCUCCUGGGGCUGAGAUGAAGACAAGGGGAGCCUUCCUGCGGGCAAAACCCCGGGCAGACCCCACAGCUGCGCUGGACACGAGGACAAGAGCCUCUACAAGCCUCUGUGAGUCCACGGUGCGCAGAGAACCUGGUGCCCUGGCAGGAAGAAGCGAUGGAGACAAUGGCAUGUCUGUGUUCGGGCUACAGAUGGACAUUGGACGCUGGGCCCGGGUUCCAGCCAGGACCCCCUGCCUGUGCCUCAGGGGAGGCCCUAGCCUUGUCACUGACCCAGAGGGGGUUGUGGGGACAGGGCCUGCCAGUUCGAGGGCGCGGAUGCGCAGGGAAGCCCCUGGGGACGACAGCUGCUGCCAAGUGCUGGGACCAGGCAGACUCCUAGACUGGACUCCAGGGAGACUGAAGCUGGAGCCAGAAAGAGCCGCCCCCUUCUCCACACAAGGGGUAUCCCGUGGCCCCUGCCUGCCCUAUGCUGGGGUCCCAGCACUCGCGGAGAAACCUGUGCGCGCGCGCAGUCCAGCCGCGCCUCCGGAAGCGGAAGUGGCCGCGGCCGCUGACCUCCGGUCUGGGUGCUGGGCGGAGCGGCGCGGCGGGCUGAGGAGCCCCUCGGCCUACGGCCAGCGGGCGCGCUCGGACUCUCCUGAGGUGUCGGGCGGAGCCGGGCGGGCCAUGGGAGACCUGCGGGCCGAGGGGACCAGGACAGGGGGACCUGCGGGGAGCGGGACGGGCGAGUCUGAGGGCCGAGGGGAGCGGACGAGCGAGUCUGAGGGGAGCGGGGAGCGGGACGGGCGAGUGCCCUUGGGUCCCCAGAGGCGGGUUCCCGCCGCAGUGUUUGGCCGGGCGGCUCACAUCUCCCGGUCGCUGCUGUAG